Lytechinus variegatus (green sea urchin) is the source of this 3407-nucleotide messenger RNA. RefSeq names its product sushi, von Willebrand factor type A, EGF and pentraxin domain-containing protein 1-like. NCBI's taxonomy places the organism in Eukaryota, Metazoa, Echinodermata, Echinoidea, Temnopleuroida, Toxopneustidae. The record is from RefSeq and is a predicted model, not a curated record. The coding region runs from base 280 to 2655 and encodes 791 amino acids. The transcript is spliced from 17 exons.
AGGGGCUACUGGCUCAAAAUAUUGGAAUAUCUUUAGUCUGUACAUGGAAUUCAAUCUAGGUUCAUUGAAUGUGCAUAAAUCUUGCUCGCUUAGAAGAAGUUGAGGGAUAUGGUGCUGACAAAUGUCCUAGACGCCACCGGUAUAUCAAUUCUUGUCUCUUCUGAUAAUAACAAAAAAACGAAAAUAACAAAAUAGGAUCUGCAGGUGCCUGGGCGUAGGAUAUCUGGAGCUCAUAUAUUGGAUAAUGCCAGCUCCCAAGGUCAUUAGUAGGACGGAAAUAUGGAUAGAGGCAUGGAACUCCUCCUUGUGAUUGUUGCCGGCGCACUUACCUUCGCUGGUGUAAAUUCAGAAUGCCUUUCGCCAAACGCUACCUGUACCAACUGUACCUCAAGCCCCGACCUAACCGGUGGAGACUCAUUCCCAGUAAAUUCUUACAUAACAUGGACGUGCAAUGAUGGAUUUACAUUGGAUGGUGAUGCUGAUGCAAUUGUUUGGGUUUGCACAGAAGAUGGGGAAUGGCUGGGUGACGAACCUAAUUGCACAGCUAUCAUGUGCCCAAGUCCUCAAAUUCCGGCAAAUGGGCUGAUUGAACAAGGGACUCAGAAACAAUUCUACUCACCGGGCGAUAUAAUCCAAUAUGCCUGCAAUGCAAACUACUACUCGAAUGACACAGACCUAACCAGCACCUGCCUUUUAAAUAGUUCUUGGUCCAAUGUGGAACCAUAUUGUUCAAUCAAUUGCAGUAAUAGUCAAAUGUCUUUUCCGGAGAGAAAUGCAUGCUUUGAAGUAGCUUCUGAUGGAAGAUCAUGGUUUGACGCAAAGAGUAACUGCGAAAUUGAAGGAGGCUUCCUGGCUCUUGUUAAGGAUAAUGAAACACAACAUUUUCUCACAACAAAUUUAAUGAGUCUCAAUGAACAGUGCUGGAUCGGUGGAAAGGCAGGGAGGAGCUGGAAGUGGAGGAGUGAUGGUAGAUUCAUAGCUCGACUGUUUUGGAAUGACGGAGAGCCAGGCGCCAAUGAGCAAUGCAUUGAGAUCCGGGAAAAAGACUUCCAAAACGACUGGAAUGACGAAACCUGCACCAAUUUCAUUGGGAAGGGAUACAUUUGCCAAUUUAGUAGUUCUGAAUGCUCUGGAAAUUCAACAGAUCCACAAGUUCACAAAGUUCUGUACCGCAAACACUGCUUUCAUUUUUUCGACAACCAAUCUUCGUGGGAAGAUGCGGCUCAAAGCUGCGAAGAUAAGGGUGGGUACCUGGCUGAAAUAUUGGACAGGAGCACUCAAGAUUUCAUAUCGGAGAUGGCGAUAAACACUUUCGGAGAUAAGCAGUGGUGGAUAGGUGGCUAUGAAGAUGGGGAUCCAAGAUCGUGGUACUGGGAAGACAACACCAGGAUUUUAACAUUCCAGUGGGCCAGUGGUGAGCCUAACAACAUCGAUAAUCAGGAAGAUUGCAUUGAGCUUUCGAAUUCUACCGACCUCAAAUGGAACGACGAAAACUGUAUCAGCCUAAGACCUUCGCUCUGCCAGUUUGGUUUGCCAAAGUGUGGGGAUCCUGGGGAGCCGCUCCACGGAUCCAGGUCGCCAUCGGAUACCACCUCAUUCCUAGACGGAGCUACCGUGGACUACGAGUGUGACCCUGGUUACGAGGUAAAGGGUGACAUCUUAGCUACAUGCAUGCUCAAUGGCAGAUGGGAUUCAGAAAGACCGGUGUGUGAAGCCGUUACUUGCCCAAAUUCGACUAUCGAAGUGCAAAACGCAGCGAACGUGACGGUUUCCUCCUACGCGUAUCGAGGGGUAGCUGUCUAUACUUGCUCCACGGGCUACGUACCCGAUGCCUCUCCUGUCAGUUACUGCCAGGUAGAUGGAACGUGGAGUAGUCCGAAUUUCACCUGCACUCUUGUGAUGGCGGUACCAACUAAGACCACAACCGAUGCCUUGGCAACUUCUCUUAAAACAGACGAGGCUUCACCGACUUUCGGUGAUUAUACUACUUCACCCUCUAAUGAUAUGACGUCACAAAUUUCAGAUUCAACAACAGUUUCCUCAACUAUGGAAGCUGUUACAACUUACACCUCGGAAGAUCCCAAGACCGAUUCGCCGACCACGUCUUCUGAGACUGACAAGAUGUCUUCACUUCCAGACUCCUCUACUGCACCUACCUCAAAGGAUUAUCCAGCUUCAUCUCCAAAAACUGACAAGAUUUCUUCAACUCCAGAAUCUUCUACUGCACCUACUGAAAAGGGGGAAAUCACCACCGAACCAUCUAAUGAGGACCCGCAGCCAAAUAUCGGUGCAAUUGUUGGAGGUGUUUCAGCAGCAGUCAUCGCCAUCAUCCUGCUGAUAUUGGCUGUUGCGUUAACCAAGAAAAGGAAAUCAAAUCGUGCGAAAGCUAGCGGGGCUCUUAUCCUGAGCGGCGAACCAGACAUGAAAGCGGAGAAAAACACUUACUACAUGAGCGAGCUUGAGUCUCCUGGGAUAGUAGAGGAAGUAGACUAUGCUGGCAUUAGAGAAGAUGCAACAGGAAGUGGACAAAUAAAUGGACACUAUGUCUCACAUGAGCAACCCGGAAGUGCUUCAUCAGGGUCAAUUCCAAACUAUGCGCAGGUCAAGAAAACUGAAAUGGUGGAAAACGAGUUGUACGGACAAAACUGGCGAUAGUGACGGGUGCUCCAGACGGAAGGCGUGUGUGUGUGUGUAUUUUAAUUUCGUCAGACGUGUAUCAGUCAGAUAUGAUUAUUUACGUCUGGGACCGACCUUUAACGUCACCAUUCGAAAGACGUGACCAGGGCCCGAACCUUGAACCUCCACAUCAAUUUUUAACUUCCCCACAUAGAUUGGAUUACAGGCGCACGCCCCAAUGCCCGGGCGGAAGGCAUCUUACAAGGACUUUUAAAACUUAUCUACCUUUCCGACUGAUACGAGUAUCGCCCCCUAUGAUGGUAUGGUUGAUAAUGAACGAUAUUUCCCUGCCACUCGCUGAAGAAACACAGUCUUUUAGGCAAAUAUGCACGUAAAAUAUGCAUUCCAGAAAUGAGCGUUUCCUUAGCAUGAAUAAAUAUGGCAGGAGACGCCAAUAUUAUUGUAUCUUUGACGCAUUUAAACUAUAUACAUAUUUUUAAAUAGAAAUUACCAAUUUUCUCAUGCUACAAGAAAAAUAUAAUGUUGUUCAAUAGAAUUUAGUUUUGGAGUGGACCGAUCGAGUCAUAGAACCUCGUUUGUGAUGUCAUAGUGCAAAUGAAUGUGCAUUUCCGAACGUCCGUUAUGAAAACAAUGUAAGAAGCUCAUGUAUUUCUUACCCCUUUAAUAAUUUUAGUUGUUCAAGGGACUUGAUUACUUACGUUACACAUAACAGAACCCCGGGGGCACUUACAUUGACAAGUGGAUACCAUGCGCAACAAAAAAAAAAUCAC